This is a messenger RNA of Drosophila simulans, 1568 nucleotides long. RefSeq lists its product as uncharacterized. Gene Ontology annotation, molecular function: protein binding. The coding region runs from base 154 to 1515 and encodes 453 amino acids. NCBI's taxonomy places the organism in Eukaryota, Metazoa, Arthropoda, Insecta, Diptera, Drosophilidae. Gene Ontology annotation, cellular component: nucleus. The record is from RefSeq and is a predicted model, not a curated record. The transcript is spliced from 4 exons.
AACCGCAUACCGAUAGUCGUUCACGAUUUUUUGUAACCCUAUAAUAUAAAAAUAGCUUCGAGUGCAAAAAAACGGAAUUUAUGGGAAUAAAAUAAAUAAAUACUAGUUGAUUCGUGUAAGAAACUGUGCUUGCCAGCACCAGAAAUACGCAAAAUGUCCAAGUCAAACGCAGCACGCUGGGUAAAAUUCUUCAAUGCGGCCGGCAUCCCAUCUCCUGCGGCCGCCGGCUAUGCCCAUGUCUUCGUGGAAAACCGCAUCCAGGACGACAUGUUGUUGGAUCUUAACAAGGAGUAUCUCCGGGAAAUGGGCAUCACAUUGAUGGGCGAUAUAAUUGCCAUCCUGCGGCAUUCAAAGACCGUCUGCGAACAGAAUGCCCGGGAACAGGUCCUCACCACGGAGGUGGUUCAAUCAGUUGUCCGACCGGUAUCGCCAAAAACCAAAGCGCCGGUUGCAACUCCAAAAGCAAAGGUUAAUCCGCCUGCGAAACCGGCAAGACGGGUGCUUCCGGAGCACGAGGGCAAGUACAAGGUGACACUGCCCUCGGGAACCACCGAGCGCAGCAAACAGAUCUUGGCCAAGCGGGAAAAGUUAUACUCCGAUCGUGUGAGCAGCUCCAAAAAGUCGGACAUAUUUACGCGCCUGCAUGCCGAGGACGAGGCGCAGGAGGGCAUUGUCUCCAGUUCCGGCGAGAGCACCGUCCGCGUGCACGUCGCCGGCGUAUCAAAAACAGUGGCCACCUCCAGCAACCAUUCGGUCUUCGCUCGACUCGGUGGCAAACAGGGCGCUCUUUCGGAGGAGUUCACUUCGACCAGGGAAAUCAAAUCGAUUCUUAAAAACACACACCGUACAGUUGGAGGAGGUGGAGGAGGGGUCACCAUGAACUCGCCCAUUGUAAAGGCGAAGAAGGUGGCCGCUUUGCCGCAGCAAAAGGUCAUGCUCGUUCACAAAGUGCCUUUAAAAAAAGGCGACGAUGACGACGAUAGCAUGGACGAUCUCGAAAGUGACGAAGACGAUUACAUGUCCAGCGGAGAAGAUUUCGAUAUGGGAGCCGGUGAAAAGAUUGUAAAGUUCGCCUCCACAGCAGAGGUUCGGGAAAUCGUUCCCGAAGCGGCAUACAAAAAUAGGCAAGGCAAAAGUUUUGCGAAUAACAUUAAAUCGAGGCUCGGAAUGGUAUCCAAACUUCAUGCCACAAAGAAGACCUACAACCUAAAGGCAUCGCCUGCAAGGAAACCACAGGCUCGUCUCAGUCCUGUUAAGGGCAAAACCAUACGCAUGCGCAGCGACGAGCUGUUUAGCCGACAGGACACGAUGCCCGUCCACAGGAGGCUUGGAAAAACCGCCACAUCCGCUCCCCUCAGAGCUCCACCAGCUCCGCCACAUCGACAGCAGCGACCGGAGCCGCAGAAGAAAUAUGUUCCGCCAAGGCGCCAUAAUAGCAUGAAUGCUGGUCACAGCAGGCAGCGAGAUCAAUCUGGCUCUGUUUUUGACCGCCUUGGCUUCAAUAACUCUAUGUAAAGUUUAAGUAAUGUGAGCCUAAUUAAAUUUGCCAGUACAUGUUUGAAUUCAUA